This is a messenger RNA of Paramacrobiotus metropolitanus, 1281 nucleotides long. RefSeq lists its product as uncharacterized. Lineage: Eukaryota; Metazoa; Tardigrada; Eutardigrada; Parachela; Macrobiotidae. The record is from RefSeq and is a predicted model, not a curated record. The coding region runs from base 264 to 881 and encodes 205 amino acids. The transcript is spliced from 5 exons.
AGCAACGUAUAUGGCGGUUACCUGGAUCACGAGUUGUGCUGAUUUGCUAAACUGUCUCACCAGCCACCAAAGUCUCCACGUGCUGCUCCGUUUAAUUCGAAAUUUUUGUCCACCUACAUCCGCACAGAUUCUCUCACAAUUACAGUACAUUUUCAUUUACGGCUCUUUGCUGACACAGUUGUGUUCUUUUACCGUCUGCUGCGACAGGUCCUCUUACCGGGAAAGGGUUGUGCACGGUUUCGAUCGUUCCGACGGAGAAAAAAAUGGCAUCAUGCGGUCGUUCCCGAGGCAGAAGUGUCAGGAGUCUGCGGCAAGAAGUCCACAUCAACCUUACUGUUCUGCGCAACUGCAAAAGAUCGGCUACUGAAUACAUCGAAGACGCCAUGGUUAAGAAUACUGCAGCUCGAUCCUCCUUGGCGCAGGCGAGAGCUGAUGAUGAUGAGAUCGAGAAGGCUCUCUUUGCUCGCACUACGAACACGCUGCGCUUUCGUCCGGAGAUAGAGGAAUUCGUCAAGCAGACCGCAGCCGUUCAAAAGGAACACUUUAAUGAAAUGCGCGUAAAAGCCAACAACGAUUUCAUCGAGGCGAAAGCGGAGCUAACCAUGUGGGUUACCACGGUGACGACAGCGUACCGCAAUACGAUGGGCGCGGCUGACUCUCUGCGCGCUCUGGAUGUUCCGGCAGCCGAGGAUCUGCGCAUUCAGCUGCUGGCGAUGUAUCGCAGGUUCAUGGCACUUGCAGAGAAGGGCCGGAUUCGCCUGGUGAAACAACUCGGGUACGAUCUGCGGCACGUGCGUCUUGACGAGCUGUACAUUGAGCUGGUGAAAGUUAUCCAAGCUAAAAAGAGGGCAGACGCAGCAGCGAAUUCCAUCGAACACUGAAGAAAAUGCGUUACUGGAAUUAUCUCUUACGUACAAGUUUACAUUACCAGUUAUUUUAACUAUCAAUAUUAGCUGCCGGAUUCUCUAACGCUCGUAGAGGGCAGUUGUUGCGAUUAUGUAUUCUGUUCCCGCGAUUUCCGAUAGGUUUUCGCUGCAAAUUGCAAAAGUAGUGCCAUUUUGAUGUGCAUUUGAUUUUCCGUUUCACAUUUGGUUUUUUAAAUAGGGCGGUAUGAGUUCAGAGUUGCAUUCUUCGAUGAUUGCACGAUUCUGCUUUUUCUUCUAAUGUGCUCGUCUUAGGUUUUUUACAUGUGCAGAAUUUUUUUGACCAAUUUAGAUCUUCUCAUUUUACAAAAUACGAAGGAUUACUAUUACUGUUUCUUUAUAAAUAAAUAUGACUGAA